Aspergillus caelatus is the source of this 1112-nucleotide messenger RNA. RefSeq lists its product as uncharacterized. Lineage: Eukaryota; Fungi; Ascomycota; Eurotiomycetes; Eurotiales; Aspergillaceae. The transcript has a single exon. The record is from RefSeq and is a predicted model, not a curated record. Bases 209 to 997 code for a protein of 262 amino acids.
ACCAUCGCACUUUCCUUGAAGAUUCCACACCUGUAAUCUCCAUAGCAGUGACUUGCAACAAUUUAUUCCUUAACAGUGCCUAUUGGCUUCAAUAUACAGAAAGGUUUCCUUAUAAGUUACCAUAUCCAACUACACCAUCCUCUCAUCGUUGAUUGACGGGGCUGCUCGCAUUGAGAGAAAUAUUAUAUCCACGGUAUCAUCAGACAUUAUGAUUCGAUAUAAACCCACCCGUGUUACACUUGAGGAGAGUGAUGUCCACGAUUGUCUGGAAAGAUUGCUCUUGCGGCAUACUAGGUUCGUUGAACGGCAGGAGCAAGAUACAGAUCAGAGCGACAGUGAGAACAACAAGAGUGCAUCUGUAGACUCGAAUAGCUUCUCUCCAUAUGCAUACUCUGAUGAGUCCAGCCGUGAUAAAGAUUUGCAUUCACUGUUCAGCGAGAGCCCAUCACAUGAAAGCUGGCACAGAAAUCGCCGUUUUUCCUCUGUAUCCCCAUCCAUUGAGGCGCAUAGCCUAUCUCUAUCUGAAGAAUCACAAUGGGGCGGUAUGACCUAUAAAAACCAAUCAUCAUCACUAACUAUUGCAGCUGUGGAGAGACCAGAUCCGCUGGUUGCAAUCGAGGAUUACCAAUCCUUUGUUAACACUGGUUAUCUUGGGGUAGGGUCAUUGUUAAAAGGCAUUCACUGGCAAUCUCCUGUCAAGCCACUAGUGGCAUGCUGUGCCGAACCGCUAUAUCAUUCACUGAAGGCACACUCUCUGUUCUCGGCCUUAUCAAGAAAGUCCCUAUCGCGAUGGGAAAACUCCAUCAACACAGCAUGGGAAAAGGUGAAACAGUUCUUUGUGGCCUCUGGAGAUCACACCACUUCAGAACACUCCCUGUGUUAUUACCCACAAGAAACAAAUAUCUCUGAUAUGACUCUUCCUGCAGUUUUCUCAGCACACAGAAUUCUGGCCGAUAACAACUCCUACCUAGGCGAGGGGAACACAACUGGUACUUGAAAGCAACCCCCCUCCCUCCUUCCGAUGUGCGUGACUGAAACGUGCUACUAAGGUGAUUGAUAGACAACACAGGACAUGCCCAAACCCUGUCCAAAUCAGGAAGCCCUGACGCCGA